Messenger RNA from Cucurbita maxima (winter squash), 1670 nucleotides. RefSeq names its product amino acid permease 3-like. Bases 60 to 1493 code for a protein of 477 amino acids. The record is from RefSeq and is a predicted model, not a curated record. The transcript has 6 exons. NCBI's taxonomy places the organism in Eukaryota, Viridiplantae, Streptophyta, Magnoliopsida, Cucurbitales, Cucurbitaceae. Gene Ontology annotation, cellular component: plasma membrane.
UUUAAAAUUCCACCCAUUUCCUUCCCCGGAGACAUUUCUCGUUGAAAUCUCUGUUUUUAAUGGCUGAAAACCGCCACCAACAAGCUCUAAACAUCUCAGCUCCGCCGAUGCAGCACGGCGGCGACAGUGGGGUUUUUGACGACGAUGGCCGUCCAAAGAGGACAGGGACUGUUUGGACGGCGAGUGCUCAUAUUAUAACGGCGGUUAUUGGGUCGGGUGUUUUGUCGUUGGCUUGGGCGAUUGCGCAGCUGGGAUGGGUGGCUGGACCUGCCAUGAUGGUGGUGUUUUCGGCGGUGACUUAUUUUACUUCCACUUUUCUCGCCGCCGGUUACCGCACCGGCGACCCUGUUAACGGCAAGAGGAACUAUACUUAUGUGGACGCCGUCAGAAACAACCUCGGUGAAUUCAAGAUGAAAUUUUGUGGAGUGGUUCAAUAUGUCAAUCUUUUUGGAGUAUCCAUUGGAUACACAAUAGCCGCAUCCAUAAGCAUGAUGGCAAUCAAGAGAUCCAAUUGCUUCCACAAAAGUGGAGGCAAGAAUCCUUGUCAUAUGAACAGCAAUUCUUAUAUGAUUUCAUUUGGAGUAGUGGAAAUUUUGCUGUCUCAAAUUCCAGAUUUUGAUCAGUUAUGGUGGUUAUCUACCGUUGCUGCUGUCAUGUCUUUUACUUACUCCACUAUUGGGCUGGUUCUUGGGGUCAUGCAAGUUGCAGAUAAUAGAAAAUUUAAGGGCAAUCUUACAGGAGCUGACCCUGGCACUACCGAAAAGGUUUGGAAUAGCUUCCAAGCCCUUGGAGACAUAGCUUUCGCUUACUCGUUUUCGAACGUUCUCAUUGAAAUUCAGGAUACUAUCAAAGCUCCUCCAUCAGAAAUCAAGACAAUGAAAAAGGCAAGUCGUACGAGUAUAGCAGUGACAACAAGUUUCUACUUACUCUGUGGUUGUAUGGGGUAUGCAGCCUUUGGGGACUUAGCACCAAGCAACCUCCUAACCGGUUUCGGCUUCUACAACCCGUAUUGGCUUAUCGACAUAGCGAACAUAGCCAUUGUAGUGCAUCUCGUUGGUGCAUACCAAGUUAUGUCUCAACCUAUAUUCUCGUUCAUUGAGAAAUUCGUGUCGAACCGAUUCCCAGAUAGUCAAUUCAUCAAUAAAGAUAUGAAGAUCCCAAUCCCGGGCUUUCGCUCCUUGAAACUCAAACUCUUUAGGAUGGUUUGGAGGACGAUAUUUGUGAUCGUCACCACUCUGAUCUCGAUGCUCGUUCCGUUCUUCAACGAUGUCACUGGACUGCUAGGAGCCAUAGGGUUUUGGCCUCUCACUGUUUACUUCCCAGUUGAAUUGUACAUUGCUCAAAACAAGAUCCCAAAAUGGAGCCCAAGAUGGAUAGCCCUCCAAAUUCUGAGUAUGACUUGCGUGGUGAUCUCCAUUGCUGCAGCAGCUGGGUCAGUAGCUGGAAUUAUUCAUGAUGUUAAGUCAGUUAAGCCCUUUCACACCAGCUACUAGUUCAGUACAAGUUUGUUCACCUGUCAUUGAUCACCUGCUGCUGAAGAAGAACAAAAGCAACUUCUGUAUUGUUUUGAAAUGUCUGUAAAUGGUGAAUCUAAGAGAUCCACAACUAUCAAUCCAUCAAAAGGAAACUAGACUAUUCCUAUGGAAAUCGAAAUCGUUACUUUGUCUCCC